Molecule: messenger RNA, 2655 nt
Organism: Pocillopora meandrina
Lineage: Eukaryota; Metazoa; Cnidaria; Anthozoa; Scleractinia; Pocilloporidae
Source: the annotation of a GenBank genome assembly
GACGCGAACGGGCAGUACGGGUAUGUCAAGUCAUGUGCCCUCCAGGGAUUGCCCGCUUUUAAUUCUGCACAGAAAAGACCUGUAGCUGCCUUGAAUACUUUAUAACCUCUGAGGAUGGUUUUUUUCUUCCUCUUUUUUUCUCCAAGGAAAGAGUUUACCGGAAGCCAGUAAUGCAGUGAGAGAGUCACAGAACACAGCUGCUGUAAAUAUUGAUGAGAGACAAAGAAAUGAACACCACUUCGAAGUCUAUUCGAUCAUUAUUGCAGAAUAUUGUCCUCCUCACUUUGAUAUGAACAGAAAAAAGAAAUGACUUUCCAAUAUCCAGCUAUCUUUAUCAUGACCUAACGCUUGAUAAACCACGCACAUACAUUUUCUUCCAUUCUCAAUUGAGGUUGUGGCUAUAAACUAUUACGACUCUGCUCGUUUAUGCAAAACAGCUGGUGCCAACGCUCAAAGAAAGAUUAUAACAAGACGCGGUAGAAACUCGAUUCGAAAUGAAGAUAACUUGUGACUUGAUGAUCUUUGUCCUUGUGUGUUUUAAUUUUGUUUACUUUCCUGCGGUUGGUAAGUUGUCUACCUUUAAGUUUUCUUAAUGAAGCGCUAUAGUACCGUGCCUAAUUAGGAAUGCUUAAUAGAGCCGAUCCUCAAAACUGUUGUUCGUAAGCGUAAAUCAGGUAGCUGGAAAAUCUCCAGAUAACAGAGAACCGUGGCUAAUUUUAAUUAGAAGUGCGUUUUUAAAAGGCGCAAAUCAUUACCUAAAAAUAUUGCGAGGCAUUAGACAAAGUUCCUUCAGCGGAAACAAUUUUCUGUCCAAGUGAUCUGCUGUUCCAGUUUUUCUUUCACAAAAAUUCUCUCUUCCCUGCCUCAUUUAUUUUGUGCCUCCAAAGCGGUCAAGUCAUGAAAGUGUUACUUUCUGCUUGCGUAGAAAAGUAAAUUUAGCCGCAUUUACGAACUGUCAAACUUUCAACUUAUCGACUUUGUCAGAGCUCAGGAUUGAAUGAAACUGGAUUCUCUUGUUUUUGUUGUCUUUACAGGUGCCUCGACUGAAGACUUGCAAAUGAAAGUGAAAGAACCCUCAAGUUUUCGACCCUCGUCGUCUGAAAUGUGUGACAUGUUAGAGAAGGCAAACCUCGAAAACCGUGGCUUCCAAAAGGAAGUUGUCAGAAAGUCGUCUCAGAAGCCUGGAAGAACCGGAUCGGAUUUUGAAGUAAGAAUUAUGUAUACUAAGAGAAUACCGAGCAGUUUAUUUAUCUAUUUGUUUUUUGUUCAAUAUCAUACAUUUAUCUUUUACAAAAACCUAUAUUACUAAACAUUACUUACAAUACUAACUUUAUUUAGAUGUACAAUAAUAACAUUUUUACUAGCAACGCCGACAAUAUUAAUGUAAUAAUGAUCCUAACAAUACUUUCAAUAGUAACAGUACAAAUAGAUUACAGUAUAAUGUAAAAGCUUGCAAAAAAUGAUCGUAGCAUACUAACUAUUUUUUGAGAAAAAUUUGAAAGAUUAUGCAAGCAAUACCAUAAUUUUUUUCUUUUAUAAAUGUUUGUACGCUUUUCUUCCCUGAUAGGCGUUGCAAAUAUAAUAAACUCUGAUAAUGAUGAAACAUUACGAAAAAUAUUAGUUCAAAACUAAUCUUGUAUUAAAUGUUGUUACAGGGAAGUAUGUAAUACCUAGUUUAUUUUUUUUUAAACAGGGAAAUCUAUACAAAUUGGAUUGAUAAGUACCAUGUGUGCUUGUCGUUUCUGUGUAGGAAGAGGUGCAAGAGAACAAUUUAUAUUCUCUUGAUCAACGUUAAUGUUUAUGAUUGUAUACGAAAUGAACAAUACAUUUCAAACAGGCAGUUAUUUUUUUCUUUAGACGGUGUUCAAUUAUGAAAAGGUGGUGAACUGCUCUGUGGGAGCCAUUCAACAAAUGGGAGUGGAAUUGAACACAUCUUUGCCAGGUACUGAUCUUUAUAAGUGAGUCUGUAUUUAAAAUAAUCCAUUUAAAGAAUGUUAAAAGCUAAGAAUUAAAUACAGCUGGUUAAUGAGGCGCGUAAAACAAUUUCAAGACAUUUUCUGUUUUCGUAGAAAUUUUUUCAGUUUACUGAUCUCGAUAUUUUCCGUACCAUCUGCCAGGCUGACCAUUUCUUAUUGGCGAAAUAGUAAAGUACAUGUUCGUUUCUACUGCAUGGAAACAAUGAAUUAAAAUGUGUCCUAAUCAAUACGUAAACGCAACAUUGUUAUCCGAACGUGGCUUAUUGUUUUGCUACUGUUUAAGUUUGGUAAACGCAGUGAGGGUGCACCAUUAGUUUUUGCGAGUGUUUUUCGGAAAGGUGUAAUCUUACUGGCGAACAAUUUCUUCCUCUCCCAAGGUGCUUUCGGAAAGGAAAUGUCCCGCUGGGUAACAAAGGAAGUGAAAGGGAGGCAUUUCGACAGCAACGGGAAGUGUGCAUUGGGACUGGAAGUUGAUUUCAGGGGAGGCAAGGGCUGCGAUGUGAGAAGCAAGAGCAAGAAUGUAAAGAAAAGGAUCCGUCGACUCUUCGGCUUCAACAUUAAAGCAUCAAUAAGACUGAGGCUCAAGGGUCUGGUUUUCAGAGUUCCCCGUGUCAACUAUACCAGCUUUCUUUAGUUAUAUUUUAAACCUUGUUCUAUGGAAUGAUAGUGUAGAUCUUAG